AUGCUCACACGAUACGGAGUCCUCUCAUGGCUCGCGCUGUCGACUCUGGCAGCCGCCAACCCUCCGGCAGCGCCUCCAGCCCAGCAGCAAUGCGAGCCGCCCAAGACUGAGACGAUUGUGCACACCGUCCACGAGACCGUUCAUGUUCCUACAACAGUUCACAAGACGGUACACGUCACGCUGCCAGGAGAAGUGAAAACAGUCCACGUUCCUGUUCCGACGACAAUACACCAGAUCGAGACUGUCCACGAAAAAAUACCCGUACACGUGACGGUUCAUGUCCCGACGACGAUAAAACAGACCGUACACGUCACUCAGCCCCCGCAGGUGGUGAAGGAGACAAUACAUAUCACAGAAACGAAGAAGGAGGUCCACACACUUCCUCCCCAGGUGGUCAAGGAGACCGUUCACAUCACGCAGCCUCCUCAAAUUGUGAAGGAGACGGUCCACGUUACCCUUCCCCCUCAGACAGUUCAUGUCACUCAGCCUCCUCAGGUAAUCAAAGAGACCAUUCACGUCACUCAACCUCCUCAAGUCAUUAAGGAGACGAUACACGUCACCCAGCCUCCCCAGGUUAUCAAGGAGACGGUACACGUUACUUUACCUCUGCCUCCUCAGACGAUUCACGUCACUCAGCCUCCGCAGGUAGUGAAAGAGACGGUCCACGUCACCCUUCCCCCGCAAACAAUUCAUGUCACUCAGCCCCCGCAAGUUAUCAAGGAGACGGUACACAUCACUCAACCUCCUCAAAUCAUCAGGGAGACUCUUCCUCCUCAAAUAAUCAAGGAGACUUUGCCUCCUCAGAUUGUCAAAGAAACCGUUCAUGUUACCCUACCACCUGUCCGGGAGACAGUUCAUGUCACCUUGCCUCCUCAAGUAGUCAAGGAGACCGUACAUAUCACACAGCCUCCUCAGGUUGUCAAGGAGACAGUUCACGUCACGCAGCCUCCACAGAUAAUCAAGGAGACCCUGCCGCCUCUGCCGCCUCAAAUCGUCAAAGAAACCAUACACGUCACUUUGCCUCCAGUCAAGGAGACAGUACAUGUUACCUUGCCUCCUCAGGUAAUCCACCAAACCUUGCCGCCUCAGGUGGUCAAGGAGACGGUACACGUUACCCUUCCUCCGCAGGUGGUCAAGGAAACGGUUCAUGUCACUUUACCUCCCCACGUCAUCAAGGAGACGGUACACGUUACGCAGCCUCCUCACAUCAUCAAAGAGACGGUUCAUGUUCCUCAGCCUCCGCAGACUGUACACGUAACGCAACCUCCCCAAGUCAUCCAUCAAACGGUUCACGUCACCCAGACGGUCAGCCACUGCGCAACAACAAUCGCAGCGCCAGUCUUGGGCCAUCAACCCUCCCCACCUCCGGCAGUGCAUCCCUCGGCGGCACCAGUAGCACCACCGGUUCAUGAAGCACCCCAGCCGGCCCACACCUUGGCUCCUCCGGUCCAUACCCCUCCACCGGUCAUGCACCCUGCCCCGGUAACCCCGCCAGUUCAUCAAGCGCCGCCAGCCGAGGUGAUGCCCGUUCAUACGCCUCCUACCGAGGCUAUGCCAGUACACACACCCCCCGCAGAGGCUGCCCCGGUCCAUACGCCUGCCGCUGCCCCUCUCGUUCACGAAGCCCCGGCAGUUGCUCCUCCAGCCCACGUGGCGCCUCCCGCUGGGGCUGCCCCCCCUGGUCAUCAGAUCCCUCCCAUUGGGUUCACACCAAUCAACCCUCCAGCGGAGGCACCAGCGGCACCAGCCGAACCAGCGUCUUCACCGGCACACCCUAUGAAGAUGAGGUUUAUGGCUCGGAGAUGA
This is a messenger RNA of Colletotrichum fioriniae, 1806 nucleotides long. RefSeq lists its product as uncharacterized. NCBI's taxonomy places the organism in Eukaryota, Fungi, Ascomycota, Sordariomycetes, Glomerellales, Glomerellaceae. The record is from RefSeq and is a predicted model, not a curated record.